AUGUGCCACAGGACGCUCUGUUUGGACAUCAGCUUCUCAGUUCCGAAACGGUAGCGACUCUCACUAACCACCAUGAAGGCGUUCUUCCUGUUGGUUGUCUUGGUGGGUGCGGCCGUUGCGGAGGAGGCAGUGAAGGUGGAGGAGAAGCCCGUCACAGUGGUGGCCAAAAUGGAGGACAAGAUGGCGCCUGUAGUGGCAAAGGUGGAGGGGGAGGGGGUGGAGCUCGGCUCCAGGACAGGCGCAGUCGACGUCGGUGAGAGGAGCGCCGUCCCAGCAGCCCCCAUUUACCCGACGCCGUACCCAUCCUACUACUGGCCGUACUACGUGCCCCUGGCAGCGCCGUCGCAGCUGGCCCGCUCGGACUCUAAAGGAGCCGUGGCUACAGUGCCCUACUACUACCCGUAUGCCUACACGUAUCCCUACUACACGUAUCCGUACGCACCUGUAGUGGCGGCAGCACCUGUACCUGCCCUCCGUGUGCUGCCUGCCUGGAAAAAGUAAGCGGCUGUGGUGGGCUAUCAGCACCUGCAAACCUCAGUCAGAUAGCCAAUUCCACAGUGUAAUCUAUAUGCGCAUACAGUGUUGUGGUGCAUCAUAAUUACAUAUGCAUGUAAGCCACCUUCAUCAAAUGAAUAAGAACAUCCUACUGUAUAAAAUAAUUGCACCAUUAUGUAACAAUUCCAUGUAGAGAGCUGAGAUAUGAUCUGAUGUAACAAAUAAAACUUCAGUAUAUUUACAAAA
Schistocerca gregaria is the source of this 741-nucleotide messenger RNA. RefSeq lists its product as uncharacterized. Bases 73 to 501 code for a protein of 142 amino acids. NCBI's taxonomy places the organism in Eukaryota, Metazoa, Arthropoda, Insecta, Orthoptera, Acrididae. The transcript has 3 exons. The record is from RefSeq and is a predicted model, not a curated record.